AUGAGCGGGAAUCGGUUGGGCACAGAUAAGUCUGAGCAAAUGGACUCUACGAUGGCUGCAAAUCUGUCCAAUGGUGACGCGUCAUCAUCAUCGAUACGCCCUCAAGCAGUACAGAGACCCGGCGAGAAUGCCAAGGCGAGGCGCGCAGUAGCUGCUUGUAGUCGAUGUCGGAGAUAUCGUCAGAAAUGUGUGAUGCAUUGGGCAGAUGGCCAGCCGUUGACACCUUGUCAGGCUUGCGCGAAAGCAGGGCGAAGAAUGGCUUCUGAUUGCCCGCCAGCUGAUAAGGCGCAGUUCCGACGCAGAAGAAGACCAACCUCCACGAAUGAUUCCGGGGCGGAUGAAAUAGCAAAAGAAAUUACUAGGUCUCCGCAGAGGACAGUGGCCCAGCGGAGAGGUGCCAAUCCAGUCGGAAGGAUGGCUGAUAUUCUGAGUGAAGAGGUACCAACAGAUUCUUCGCCAUGCCAAUCAGUUCAUGGUCUUUCGCCGAGCUCCAUAUCGGAUCUCCUUCCUCCUCAUGAUGAGGUCAUUGAAGGAGUCCGAGUGUUCCUGUACAACUAUUUCCAGCUUGGAUUUCUACCUCGGGCGUUCUUCUUAGAACAGGUGGAAAGGGAUAUGUCCUCGGUACCACUUUUUCUCCUGCUGAGCAUACUCACCCUCUCGGCCAGGUUCACGCCUUCUCUCAUCAAACGUUUCGGAGGAGGCAAAGAGGCAAGCAUAGAGAUGAGACGACGCGCCAUGGGUUUGCUUGGAGAUGAGAUCAUGGCCGCCAGCGUAGAGAGGAUGCAAGCGUUGUUCCUUCUUGGAGUGAGCGAGUUUGGCGAAGGGAACGGCGGGAGAUCGUGGCUGCUCACCGGUAUGGCUAUUCGUAUGGCAGCGACCAUGCGCCUUCACCGUGAGGCGACAUACAAUCUACCUCCCGGGGCCUCACCUGAGGACGCUAUACGGUCAGAGAUGACCAGGAGAUCUUUUUGGCUCAUCUACUGCCACGACCAGCAAAUCGCCGGUAGAUCGCCCAGUACAACCUUCCCACUCUCUACCAUUGACGUUCUUCUCCCCUGCGAAGAAGAGGAUUUCAUCUUCGGUCAAACUCCAACAGCUGGACGUGCAGCUCUUCCUGGAUCAGCAGCAGAUCAAUCAGCUCUCGACUAUGCCACGGAGUCUCACCGCUCGCUAUUCGCGACCAUGAUCAUCGGACAAUGGUUAUGGGCUCGUGCAGCAGAACAUGCUUCGAGUAUGGUGAACCCACGCAACGUUCGGCCUUGGGACGUGAACGAGAAUUUCUGGAAAUUGAACAGGGAGCUCGAGCUGUGGGAGCUCAAUCUCCCUCCCAGACAGACUUUUAGCCCGUUUACCGUCAGGGUCUUGAAGGGCCAGCACCUUGAUCUGGUGAGUUGUCAUCCGUUCAGCACCAAGCUGAUCGUUCAGGGAUUUCUGUCUAUACCCAUGCUUCUUCGGCUCUCGCAUAUUGUGCUUCGGCGGGCUUAUCUUCCGUGGAUGGCUAAUGCUGUUGACCAAUCAUCCACGAAAGUAAUUGACUCAGAUGCCCCUCCCAACUUUUGGCAAGGCAUGGCCUUGCACAUGGUACAGAAUUGUAUCAACCUGCAUCAGACGAUUCAGACAGGCUUGGCAACGCGGUCGAUGAGAGGCGGUUUUCCAGCCGUAUUUAUCUUUGCAGUUUAUAUGUGCGGUGACAUCGCAUACUAUCUGAACAGAUGGCCCAAGUUGUGUCCAAAGCACGCCCAUCAUGCUCCAGCAAUUCUCCAGUCCGCCUUGGAGCUGCUCGAACAGCUUGAAGAGGCCUGGCCUCUGGCGACUCGAUGGAGAUCGACACUGGCUCAACUGGUGCAAACCUCAAACCUGGACAUUAGCUUUGGCAAUGCUGCACGAGCCAGUCGUGAUGCCGACGAAGAGACUGGUAUAUAUAGGGAGCCUAAUAGUUCCCCUGCUAGCAGCACUCAUCGGCCUGGCUCUCUACCGGCGAUUUCCCCAGCCUUUGACCCUCAACAUAUCAAUUUCGCUGCGACGAACUCGGACACAAUUGCUCAAGUCUCACGACACCAGCCCCCAGUUCCGAACUCAGUGACUGUGGAGUCGGUUUCUGCUUUGAUUUCUCUUCAGAAUGCUGAGCCUUCCAUUCAAUACGACCUAUCGUCCGUCAAUAAUUUCAGUACGGACAUUUUUCAUGGGCAGGAUGGCACAGAGUCACUGCCCUUUGUCGGUUACGAUGCGUUCGGUGCUGAUCUCACUGCUUUCUUGCGGGGAGAGCCUAUGGAUUGGUCUAACCCUGGAAGUCAAAUCGGUGAUUCUAGUUUCGGUGGUGAUCAGCAACACUCUCAGAUCGACACCAAUAUCAAUGCUACAGUUUUCGAUCUCGCCGAUUUGUUCGAGCAGAAUACAUCGGGACUCUGA
Molecule: messenger RNA, 2409 nt
Organism: Kwoniella botswanensis
Lineage: Eukaryota; Fungi; Basidiomycota; Tremellomycetes; Tremellales; Cryptococcaceae
Exons: 8
Coding region: 1-2409 (802 amino acids)
Biological process (GO): DNA-templated transcription; regulation of DNA-templated transcription
Cellular component (GO): nucleus
Molecular function (GO): DNA binding; DNA-binding transcription factor activity, RNA polymerase II-specific; zinc ion binding
Source: RefSeq, a predicted model, not a curated record